Magallana angulata is the source of this 514-nucleotide messenger RNA. RefSeq lists its product as uncharacterized. Bases 140 to 514 code for a protein of 124 amino acids. The transcript has 4 exons. The record is from RefSeq and is a predicted model, not a curated record. NCBI's taxonomy places the organism in Eukaryota, Metazoa, Mollusca, Bivalvia, Ostreida, Ostreidae.
UCCACCAAACAAUGGAAUAUACGAAGGCGUAAAGUAUACAAGCAGUGAGUCCUACAGCGAGAUUCGCAACAUCGGUCCGAUUCGUUGCUUUCACGAAUGUUCCCUGUUUACGGGGUGCACAUUCGUAAAUUACGAUAAAAUGCAGUUCAUCUGCUACCUCUUCAAUACGGAAUUAAAUGAAACUUCUGUAAAGCCAGACGUCGGGUUUGCAAUAAUGCACAAUAUCAGCCAAGACAAGGAAAUAAUGGGUCACUGUUUGAAUCAUGCAUGUAAAAUAAGAGAACAGUGUAUAUCGCUCAGAAAUUCUUCAGCAUGUCUAAGAUCAGGUUGUCGACAUAGACACUAUUUACUCGAUGAUAAGAAAAGGAUUUGCUACAGAAUUGUAGAUACAGUUAACCUUACAUGGUCAAACGCAGAAAAAUACUGUAAAAAUGACGGUGGACAUUUAAUAACACUAGAUGUGGAGGAUAAAAAUGGCUUUAUAUCUAAUGCUCUUCAAAGUUGUCUGACUUGA